Messenger RNA from Mesoplodon densirostris (Blainville's beaked whale), 2442 nucleotides. RefSeq names its product zinc finger protein 530-like. Lineage: Eukaryota; Metazoa; Chordata; Mammalia; Artiodactyla; Ziphiidae. The coding region runs from base 1 to 2442 and encodes 813 amino acids. The transcript has 6 exons. Gene Ontology annotation, biological process: regulation of DNA-templated transcription. The record is from RefSeq and is a predicted model, not a curated record.
AUGGCGGCGGCGGCGCUGAGGAACCCGCCUCAGGCCUGUGUGACCUUUGAAGACGUGGCCAUUUACUUCUCCCAGGAGGAGUGGGGGCUCCUUGAUGAGGAACAGAGGUUUCUGUACCAUGAUGUGAUGCUGGAGAACUUUGCACUUACAACAUCCCUGGGUAAGGACAUUCUAGUUUCAUUCCAGUCUCACGUAGUUACAGAACUGGGGGUGUGUGGGGAGAGCCCUGAUUGCUUUACACGUGUGGACAUGUUCCCAGCUGACAAGAUCUUGCUGAAGGCUGUUGACAGAGGAGGGAAUUGUCAGUGUGCAGCAGAGGAUGAGGAGACCCCUUCUGAGCAGAGUGUUUCUGGAGGAGAGUCACAGGUCAGGACUUCUCAGUCAGUUCCAUGGACCCGGAAGACUCAUCCCUGUGAGAAGUGUGUCGCAGUCUUGAAAGACAUUUUGCAGCUGACUGAGCUCCAGGCAGCACAUCUUGGGCAGAAACCAUACGUUGGUGGGGGGUCCAGCGGCUUCUGGUUGCAUACAAGCCUUCACCAGUAUCAGGAGCAUGGCAAUGGAGAGAAAAACUUUAACAUGGACGUGGACAGGGCCUCGAUUGUGACGAGCUGCAGACUCCAUGUGUCAGGGAAGCCCUUCCCCUGUGGGGAGGAUGGAAAAGACUUCCUAGCUACCUUGGGCCUUCAUCAGCACCAGGCCACUCCCAACAGUGAGAAGCCACACAGCAGCUUUGAGUCUGGGGAGGCCUUAAACAAUGGAAAAAGUCAUAACAAGUGGAUUGAAUGCAGGGAAUGUAGCAAAUGCAAAUACAGAUUUGUUCAGCACCAGCAAAUUAACGUUGGAGAAAGGCCUUAUGAGUGCAGUGAAUGUGGGAAAUUCUUUAGCCGUAAAACCCACCUCAUUCAACACCGGAAGGUGCACACUGGAGUUAGGCCUUAUGAGUGCAGCGAAUGCGGAAAAUCUUACAGUGAGAAAUCUGACCUCAUUCAACACCAAAGAGUUCACACUGGAGAAAGGCCUUAUGAGUGCAGCAAAUGUGGGAAAUCUUUUAUCCAGAAAUCCAUCCUCAUUAAACACCAGAGAAUUCACACUAAUGAAAGGCCUUAUAAAUGUGAUCAAUGUGGAAAAUCGUUUAGCCAAAGUUCUGGCCUCCUUCGACACAAGAGAGCUCACACUAGAGCAAGGCCUUGUGAGUGCAGUGAAUGUGGGAAAGCCUUUAACUGUAAAACCCACCUCAUUCGACACUGGAGAACUCACCCUGGAGUUAGGCCUUAUGAGUGCAGCAAAUGCGGAAAAUCUUAUAGCCAGAAAUCUGUCCUCAUUCAGCACCAGAGAGUUCACACAGGAGAAAGGCCUUAUGAGUGCAGUGAAUGUGGGAAAUCCUUUAGCCGCAAAACCCACCUCAUUCGACACCGGAAGGUGCACACUGGAGUUAGGCCUUAUGAGUGCAGCGAAUGCGGAAAAUCUUACAGUGAGAAAUCUGACCUCAUUCAACACCAAAGAGUUCACACUGGAGAAAGGCCUUAUGAGUGCAGCGAAUGUGGGAGAUCUUUUAUCCAGAAAUCCAUCCUCGUUAAACACCAGAGAGUUCACACUAAUGAAAGGCCUUAUAAAUGUGAUCAAUGUGGAAAAUCGUUUAGCCAAAGUUCUGGCCUCCUUCGACACAAGAGAGCUCACACUAGAGCAAGGCCUUGUGAGUGCAGUGAAUGUGGGAAAGCCUUUAACUGUAAAACCCACCUCAUUCAACACUGGAGAGCUCACCCUGGAGUUAGGCCUUAUGAGUGCAGCAAAUGCGGAAAAUCUUAUAGCCAGAAAUCUGUCCUCAUUCAGCACCAGAGAGUUCACACAGGAGAAAGGCCUUAUGAAUGCAGUGAAUGUGGGAAAUCCUUUAGCCGCAAAACCCACCUCAUUCGACACCGGAAGGUGCACACUGGAGUUAGGCCUUAUGAGUGCAGCGAAUGUGGAAAAUCUUACAGUGAGAAAUCUGUCCUCAUUCAACACCAAAGAGUUCACACUGGAGAAAAGCCGUAUGAGUGCAGUGGAUGUGGGAAAGCCUUUAGCCAGAAAUCUGUCCUCAUUCAGCACCGGAGAGUUCACACAGGAGAAAGGCCUUAUGAGUGCAGUGAAUGUGGGAAAUCCUUUACCCAAAGAAAUCAUCUCAACAUACACCAGAGAGUUCACACAGGAGAAAGACCUUAUGAGUGCAGUGAAUGUGGUAAAUCUUUUACCAGUGGUUCCGCCCUUCGUUAUCAUCAGAAAAUUCACAUUGGAGAAAGGCCUUAUGAGUGCAAUGAAUGUGGGAAAUCCUUUAGCCGCAAAACUCACCUCAUUCGACACCGGACGGUGCACACUGGAGCAAGACCUUUUGAUUGCAGUGAAUGUGGGAGAUCCUUUACUCAGAGCUCUGGUCUCCUUCGACACAGGAGAGCUCACGUGCAAUGA